Messenger RNA from Lactuca saligna, 330 nucleotides. Lineage: Eukaryota; Viridiplantae; Streptophyta; Magnoliopsida; Asterales; Asteraceae. The record is from the annotation of a GenBank genome assembly.
AUGGUGGUCUCUAUGAAGAUGAAUAUGGUGUUACAGAAAAGGAAUUUAAUGUUCGAUAGAGAGAGAAACAUUUACAGCUACAAGAGCACAAGCAUAUCAUGCAUGGCCAAGGAGUUGCCCAUGCAUAACCAAAAUCUGUACAAACUUCUUUCAUUGGAAUCCCGGAAUGUUAGUUUGGAUGAGAUCAAGAAGGCAUAUCGAGCCAAGGCUCUGCAACUUCAUCCUGAUGUAUGUCGAUCUUCCAUUACAGAUGAACGCACAAAGCAAUUCGUGGAGUUACACAAGGCCUAUGAAGUUCUUUCUGAUCCAAAAUACUCGGAGAGUGUAUGA